GGAGAGAGCCAGUGUGGGAAAGAGAACCACCCAACACUGUGGGAGAGACCGGGGAAAACUCCACACAGGAAAAACACAGUGAUCACCAGAGAAGAGCGCCUACCUUCAGUGAUAGCCGACAGCAGUGUGCUGUUGUCUGCAGUGCUCCAGGAUCAUGAGGGACUGCACCUCCUUCACGUGCUGGGAAAAAGGUGAUGUAGGGGAUCUUAAGAGCCUCACUCCCACGUGCAGAGAGUCCAGGAGGCAUUCCUCAUAGUGACUCUGUCUGCAGCUAACUCCUGUUGCUAAGGGAACUCCAACAACUCUAUCUCUGGAUUCUCGCCCUGGCUGAAAUGACCCUCAGUGAUACAGUCCCUGAUUUCUGUCUCACCAUGUACUUGGAGAACAAAAGCAACCUGGAUAUUGAGUUAUCUCAAAAUCCAGCCCAAGGUCCUCAGGGCAGGAGUAGCCUGAGGUCACCAGAGGCCGUCGCGGGGAACUUUGAGGAGCUGCUUCUACUGCAAGGAUUCUCAGAGAGGAGAGAAACCCAGAAGCUGCAAUCGGCCGGUCUGCCUACGGGACAGUGCGCCAUCCAUAAUGACGGAUUUGUCCCCGUUCGACAAGAAGAUGGGCACAAUUUUGGCAUGUUUAAUAUGUUCAGAGGAAAAUCUCCAUCAUCCAACCUUUCAGAGAGAUCACCACUGCUGAGAUUCUCUCAAGAUGAGAGCAUUACCUACAUGACCCUGCAUGAACCCAGCUUUGUUGAAGGGGAAGGGGAGCCCUGGGAUAACGGUCCUCUGGACCUGGAGAGGAGGUAUCGACUGGGCAGCGAGGUCAACAGCCUGUCUCUGUCCCGCUCCGGCUCCUCAGACAAGGACCCGAUGGACAACACCAACUUCAGGCUCACGAGCAGUAUGAGAUGUUGCCUAAGAGUCUCCAGAAUUGCUACAAUCUUUACUGUCCUUGUUCUCUGCAGUCUCUUCUUCAGCAUGUAUCCAGAUCGAAAUAAUCCCUGGAGGAUGCUGGCAGUCUCUUCAACAGAGAGUUUCUCGAUGAAUGUGACAGACUUUCGAGACAACGCCAUGCUGAAGCUGCAGGUCGCAGGGCCCUUUACAGGAGGGGUGAUCGACCUCACCAGGCAGGAGUACAUCAUGAUCCAGGUGGAGCAGACGGAGCAGGCGGGACAGCAACGGAGGAGGCGGGCUCAGACGGUGGUGCAUAACUGGACCAUCCCUCUACACAGCGAACGAAGUGAUCAGAUAAUGUUAACAAAAGCGUUCGCAAUGCUCAACAGUGACCCCAUCUCCAUCACAGUUCAAGCCUUCCUGCAUGAAAACGAGGUUGUGCCGUUAUCCAUGACCUACCAGUCUCUCUACGUCACUGUGGAGACACAGGUGGCCAUGGCUGGAAUCAUCCUGACCGGGGUUUAUGUUCUCAUCAUCUUUGAGAUUGUGCAUCGCACCCUGGCUGCCAUGCUGGGAUCUUUUGCAGCCUUGGCAGCCCUGGCUUUCAUCGGUGAUCGGCCCAGCCUGGUGACCGUGGUUGAGUGGAUCGACUACGAGACUCUGGCUCUUCUCUUCGGCAUGAUGGUUCUGGUGGCCAUUUUCUCAGAGACCGGCUUCUUUGAUUAUUGUGCUGUGAAGGCCUACCAGUUAUCCAGAGGACGAGUGUGGCCGAUGAUCAUCAUUCUCUGUCUCAUCGCAGCCAUUCUCUCUGCUUUCCUCGACAAUGUGACCACCAUGAUGCUCUUCACCCCUGUCACUAUACGGUUGUGUGAGGUGCUUAAUCUGGACCCCAGACAUGUCCUGAUUGCAGAAGUAAUCUUCACCAACAUCGGAGGGGCUGCCACAGCUGUCGGUGAUCCACCCAAUGUGAUUAUAGUAUCAAAUCAGGACCUGCGCAAAGAAGGGAUUGAUUUUGCCAGUUUCACAGGCUACAUGUUCCUCGGUAUCUGCCUCGUCCUUCUCACCUCAUUUCCUUUCCUACGGAUGCUCUACUGGAACAAAAAACUCUACAACAAAGAGUCUAUUGAAAUAGUUGAACUCAAGCAUGAGAUCCUGGUUUGGAGGCAGACGGCUCAGCGCAUUAAUCCCGCCAGCAGAGAGGAGACAGCUGUGAAAUGUCUCCUGAUGCAAAAAGUUCUAAACCUGGAAAAUCUGCUCCGCAAGAUGAUGAAAACCUUCCAAAGACAAAUUUCUCAAGAGGAUAAGAACUGGGAACAAAACAUCAGAGAACUGAAGAGGAAGCACAAAAUAACCGACAAGGUGCUCUUGGUGAAGUGUGUGUCUGUCCUUGGCGUCGUGAUCUUCAUGUUCUUUGUCAACUCCUUCGUUCCCAGCAUUCAUCUCGAUCUCGGUUGGAUUGCCAUCCUGGGUGCACUGUGGCUUCUGGUUCUGGCCGACAUCCAGGACUUUGAGAUCAUCUUGCACCGGGUGGAGUGGCCGACGUUACUGUUCUUUGCCGGUCUCUUCGUUUUGAUGGAGGCUUUAGCCCAGCUGCAGCUCAUCGACUAUAUCGGAGAACAGACAGCUCUGCUUAUAAAAGCGGUACCAGAAGACCAGCGCUUGGCAAUUGCCAUUAUCUUGGUGAUGUGGGUCUCGGCUUUAGCCUCGUCUCUCAUCGACAACAUUCCCUUUACUGCUACCAUGAUUCCAGUCCUCAUCAACCUGAGUCAGGACGCAGACGUGAACCUGCCGGUCAAACCUCUCAUCUUCGCCCUGGCCAUGGGAGCCUGUCUCGGUGGAAACGGUACAUUGAUAGGAGCGUCAGCCAAUGUGGUGUGUGCAGGGAUAGCUGAACAACACGGCUACGGCUUCUCCUUCAUGGAGUUCUUCAGAUUAGGAUUCCCCAUGAUGAUAAUGACGUGUAUGAUCGGCAUGUGCUACCUGCUGGCAACACAAGUCGGACUAAAAUGGAACAUGUAAUCCACAACAGAGCCAAAGAAACUGUGUGUGAGUGUGUGUGUGUGUAUGUGUGAGUGUGCGUAUGUGACCUCUCCUUCAAGCAUUCAGCUCACUGUAAUGUGAUAAGUAACCUGAUUGAUGAUCAGAUUACAGGCACUGUUUGAAGCACAGCAGCCAUAUUUUGUUAAUGUCUUUGACUAAAGUGCAGACCAGCAGGGACCAGAACACCGGUGCUUUGACCAAAACGUGAAACACAACAUCCAAAAAUAUGUUGCAUUAAGCUCUUUAAGACUGGUCCACUGUCACCCUGUUGAGUUUGAACAACUUUGUCAGAAACUUGAACCUUUUUGUCUUCAGCAAAGAGUCACUCCAAGGGAAGGAAAUGUAUCUUUACUGAAAAAUAUCCCUCUCCAUUAUGCUGUAUGUGGUGCUACUGCCUCAAUGUGUUCAACUGGUGUUUGUGAUUCCAGCUGUGGCCACUGAUUGGAAAUCUACAGUGUGUGGUCUGUUUACAAAAAGCAACAGCUAAAUUAUCAACACGUGUUUCUCAUGAUUUGCUUUAAUGGAUACUUUAGGACACUGAUUGAUUCGUUUAACACUUCACCCAUGGUUUACCAAACUUCUGUUGAUGUUUUAGAGGAACAGUAAUACCCAGUGAAAGGGAUUUUUUAAAGGUUAAUGUCUAAUAUAUUUGCCAGCUGCCCAAAUCUGAACACCUCAUGAAUGAAUCUGAAGAACAAAUUCAGCAUCAGUUAAAUUGGAAAAUAGUGAAAUGAUUAAAUGAAACAGAUGUAGAAUGUUAUCUAAAGAUUGUAUACUAUCUAUUGUACUGUGUACACAUUGAUCUCCUGUAAACUCAAUGAUUUAGCUCAGUCAGUCAUAUUUAAUGUAGAAAAUGUUUAAUCAUGUAAAUGCUCUUACGUGGAAUGGACAACACCUCUCCUUGUCCUGUUGAAAUUAUUUCCUGUAUUUAUUGUACAGCCCGACAACUUGAACGUCAUUAAUGUUGAACUGUUGAGACUCUCAGAACAUUCAGACAGAGAUUAACACAAACAAUAAAGGUUGUGAUGUUUCUUGUUUUCA
Molecule: messenger RNA, 3965 nt
Organism: Notolabrus celidotus (New Zealand spotty)
Lineage: Eukaryota; Metazoa; Chordata; Actinopteri; Labriformes; Labridae
Gene: oca2
Product: oculocutaneous albinism II
Exons: 26
Coding region: 333-2903 (856 amino acids)
Biological process (GO): melanocyte differentiation; transmembrane transport; melanin biosynthetic process
Cellular component (GO): melanosome membrane
Source: RefSeq, a predicted model, not a curated record